GAGACUCGGUAAUAGAGGUUGUGACUUAUCGUCUCUUAUCUUCCUCGUCAUAUGCAAUAUUCUAAAUAAUAUGCUUCAAUGCCGAGAUAAGGCGGGGCAAUCCGGGCCUGCGCCACAAAUGUGACGACAACGCGCGGCUGAAAAGCUUAUGUUUCCAGCAAUUCCAACGACGUCCAAUGAAGUCUAACUUAUUCCUACCUCCUAAACCAUCGAUACCCAGGCACCAGUCAAUUGCAUUUCGCGUCGUUACGUACCACCCGCCUCUCUCACCUCCCUUCUACCUAUAAGUAAAAAGUAAAGAGAUACCCAUCGCAGUCAAGAAACAGAACAUACAUCAAUUCACUUUUACCAAGACACUUAACAAGUCACUUAUACCGAUUUCCCGUAUUCUUAUCAAUUCGAUACACGCACGGUGACGCCUACUUUACACCUCAACUUAUAACAAUCUUCACCGACCCGACACACGUUCCUCUGUCUUGCCUGUGUGAUCGAAUAUCUCAAUAUACUAAGAGAGCCGGAGCCCAAUCUCCGAGAUGCCUCCUCCACCACCUCCGCCGCCGCCGCUCCCGGGUAUGGGAGGGCCACCGCCUCCUCCCCCUCCACCUGGUGGACUACCACGACCACCGGCUGUCGGUGCUGGCCGAGGUGCCUUACUUAGCGAUAUAUCGAAAGGGAAGGCUCUGAGAAAGGCCGUUACGAAUGAUCGUUCUGCUCCCCAAGUAGCGAAGGCGUCAGGGGGAGGAGGAGGUGGAAUGCCCACCGGAGGAGCGCCACCUGUUCCUAUAAUACCCAGGGGGGCUCCUGCUGUUCCGGGCGGCCUCGCACCACCGGUCCCGGCAAAUAGAGCGAGUAGCAAUGACCAUAAUAGUGGCGGAGUAGCAGAGCCCGCGCCGCAGUUAGCAGGUUUAUUUGCGGGCGGCAUGCCAAAGCUAAAGAAACGAGGUGGAGGUGUAGAUACAGGAGCAAACCAAACCGCAUCUUAUCUAAACGACACAGAGCCGUCAGGCCCGAAAGCGCCGCUAGUACCAAGACCGCCUGUCGGAUCCGCCCCCGCUGUACCAACACCUCCAGCUCGUGCCGUGCCCACACCUCCGACUACGGCCUCUCAUGCUUCAGUAGCGACUCUAAGGAAGGCGAUCAGUGAUGUCCCAAGACCGAAUUCGAUGGCAUCAGCAGCAUCCUCGAAAGGACCCCCGCCGCCGAUAGGGAAGAAGCCGCCUCCUCCGCCCGGGUCCAGGAAACCCUCAACCGCACCAUCUCAUCCUCCCCCCUUACCGAGCUCACAUGCGCCGCCGCCUCCCCCAUCAUCUGCUCCAGCGCCGCCGGCACCUCCACCUCCACCACCAACGUCCGCGCCAGCGCCACCACCUCCGCCGCCAGUAUCAGCACCCGCACCCCCGCCACCUCCUCCAGCCGCGGCUCCCAGACCACCCCCUACUACGACGCGAUCACAACCUCCUCCCCCCCCGCCGUCAGCACCGCCAUCUAGCUCAACAUCACCAAGCAUCGCAGUCCAAGCAGCGAUGCGUGCAACAACAACAGGAGGCCGUUCUUCUUCUCCUACCGGCGUACUACCACCCCUCCCUCCGUCUUCCGCGCCGACACCACCUCCCGUAGCGCGAGAUCCACCUUCAAAUCGCCAGCGCGCCAGCUCGAAUCUCCGCUCGAUGCUAGACCCGAGCACAUACACGCUAGUCCCCAACGGCACCAGCAAGAGCCCGAGCCCUACUCCCACGGGCAGCGCGAUACCCAGCCCGCGCGAGGCGAGCAGAGGCGAGCGGUACAUCGUCCACGACAGCCGCUGGCGUUUCAAAGACGAGAGCGAAUUCCCCAAGCCCCGACCCUUCCAAGGCGGGCCCCGUAAGUACCGAGCCGGUCGCGGGAGCAGCGUGCCGCUGGACCUAAGUGCGCUCUAGGGGAGCAGUCGUGGUCAAGGUAUGGUCAUGCUAAGGGGAAGAAGAGAAAUUGGAAUAGGGGCAGAGAGGAAAACAGAAGAUGCAGGGGGCAUGAAGGAAAAGACCAAGAAAGAAGGGUAUGACUGGUUGAGUAUCCGCUGGUGAAGCUUUAGCUUAGGAGGUAUGUACCCAAUUACGGGCCCAAGCUAGGUCUAUGUAGGAAAUAGAAACACGGAGGAGGAUUAUUCGAGGUCUGGGGAAAAGGGGAAGGAUGGGAGGGGAUAUGCCUUGUACAUGUGUACUCUACUAAAGGAAUACCCUAUUAGUAGCGCAAGUGUUCAUCCUCCAGUCUCUACUAGCCUACAGGUAAUAAUAUCCCCCAGGCUAUGUCAUAAUUCAAUUGGAGCAAGGAACUAAUUAGAAGCUGGCGACACUGAGCAUUAUAGAAAUUUAUAAGCA
Messenger RNA from Daldinia vernicosa, 2354 nucleotides. RefSeq lists its product as uncharacterized. The transcript has 2 exons. Lineage: Eukaryota; Fungi; Ascomycota; Sordariomycetes; Xylariales; Hypoxylaceae. Gene Ontology annotation, molecular function: actin binding. The record is from RefSeq and is a predicted model, not a curated record. Bases 534 to 1916 code for a protein of 460 amino acids.